AUGACGCUGCUGAAACUACAGUUGCCACAGCUCAAGGAGGGGGAGCAGCCCAUGGAGUUCCGUGAUAUAGAAAAGAAAGGGUUGUCAUCGUGGUGUUCACAAAUCACAGUCGCAACCCAAGGGCUUGCCUACUAUCAACGCCUUGAAUUUUUGACUCAGCUGGAUGGUGAGGCAAGACGCUUUUUCCAUGCCCAGAGUGAUCCCAAGAGCGCCGCGGCCCAGUGGAAUAGUGAUGAAUCAGAUAAUGAUGAUGAAAGCGACCAGAGUCUUAGCGAUGAUGAUCGCGGAACAGAAGGCCAUCAAAAGGCGGCAUCACAACGAAAGAAAUUUGUUCAGAUAUCCGACGAGGAUCUUUUGGUGAACUGGUAUGAUGUCCUCAAGCUGGAGCAGCAAGAAGCUGCCGUGGAUGAGCAGAUUCGGCAAGCUUACAAGCGUUGUUGCUUGGAAACCCACCCCGACAAACAGAAAGAUCAUUCAGAUGAGUUGUUCAAGAAAGUACAGCGCGCGUUUGAUAUCCUUGGCGACCCGGAAAGGCGUCGGACCUACGAUUCCUCACGACCGUUUGAUGACAGUAUCCCCGAUGCAGUUGUGGAGGAAUCGAUCUUUUACCGUACCUUUAGACCGGUUUUUGAACGGAAUAAGAAGUGGAGCACCGAAAAGGACUUACCCUCACUUGGCAACGAUGCCACACCCUAUUCUAGUGUGGUACAUUUUUAUGAUCGCUGGAGUACUUUUCAGAGCUGGCGGGACUUCUCGCACAUCGCCGAGCUUUCCGAAAUUGACGAUUCAAUGUGUCGCGAAGAGAGACGUUAUUAUAUGCGUGAAAAUGAGCGGCAGCUCGCACAACAUCAUCGUGAAGAGCAAAAACGAAUUCGGAUGCUAGUGGAGCGGGCUCGAAAGAAUGAUCCUCGCCUACGCCGCAAACGAAACGAAGACGAAGCCAAACGGAAAAAAGAGCAGGAAGAGAGAGAGGCGUUUCGGGAAAAACUGCGAGCCGAGGAGCAAUUUCGUCAAAAACAGGAAGAAGAAAAGGAGCGAAACCGGCAACAUGAAGCGAUUCGUACCGCGCAGGCACAAAAGGAUGCCAUACGACAAGCUCAAAAGGAUUUGUUAUCCUUCCUUGAAAUGCAUCAUUUAAUCGACAAGACGCCAACCAACAAAAUCCUUCCCAACGCAAUUCGAAAACCCAAUAUUGUGUGGUUGUUUUCAAAAUUGAAUGAUGUACAAGAGGCGCAGUCGGUGCUGGAGGCGGUGCGGUCUGCCAGCGCCACCAAUGGAUCCAAGCCAAUCAUCACCACUGGGGAGCGUGGGGCUAUCCCAGAUACAAAAGAAUGUGAUGCUGACGAGAUUGAGGCAGUUCAAGUAUUCAACCGUUAUAUUUAUGAAUACGAAAAACUCAUUGGGAUGGACCGUUAUGGGGAACCCAUAAAGAAAGCCGGGUAUGGUGAUAAAAUCCAUACAGCGGGAGCAGCCUCCAGCGGGGCCGCUGCGAGCGCGUUGGGUGUGAACAAGAAGCCGGCACCCCCUGUGGUGUGGGCCCCUGAUGAUCUCACACGCCUGCAAAAGGCCAUCGCGAAAUACCCCCCCGGCACCAUCGAGCGCUGGCCUAAAAUUGUCGCCGCACUACACAACCGCUUCACAGAGGAGCAAGCCAUGACCAAAGUGAACGAUCUAAACGCCUCGCUCAGCAAUUGUAAUAGUGGGCAUAACGGCGUCAGCGGUACGGGAGCUGGUGGUGGUUCGGGCGGAGGCUCCUCAGGGGCUUUACCCGCUGCUGUGGAUGAUUGGACCAUCAAACAACAAAAACAACUGGAGCAAGGUCUGCGUGAGCUGAAGGACUACAAAGAAAAGGACAAAUUUCAGAAAAUUUCCGGAAUAGUGGAUGGCAAGACUGCAAAGGAGUGUUUUGAUCGAUUCAAGUUUUUGUGCUCAAUAAAGCGUAAGGCUUAG
Messenger RNA from Phytomonas sp. Hart1, 1950 nucleotides. The record is from the annotation of a GenBank genome assembly. Lineage: Eukaryota; Euglenozoa; Kinetoplastea; Trypanosomatida; Trypanosomatidae.